AUGUUGAAAGUAAAAGAAAUAACAGAAGAAGACCCCAACGCCGAGGAGGUGAUACCAAUACCAGUCCAGAUAUUUCUAUGGAGGCAGACAUCACCGUUUGUGAGACCGCGCCUCGGCAAAGUUCACGAUGCUGCUUGUCAGUCAUUUGAAAAAGUGAUUGUUCAAAAUCUUCGGUUUGGCUUAUCAAUCAGUUUAACUGAAGCAAUAGAGUCUAUACCAAGAUGGAGACUUAUUCAAGCAGCUCUUCCACAUGUGAUGCACUCAUUAGCUGCAUUAUUACACAACAGAGUGAAGGACAAUAUGCAAUCAUUAGCAACUAUAGAAACAAAACUUUUAUACACACUGCACUGGAUUAUACUUGAUGCAUCUGAUGAAUGUGCCGAAGCUGACUAUGAGAAUGGAAUAUUCUAUGCAAACCCUUUUCAUUACUUAUUUACAAUACCUGCUUUGACACUCUUUGUUUUUCUGUUUGCGCCACUUUCACAUCAUUUGAAGGAGUCAGACUUCAGCAGCAACUUCCGCUUAGAGAACGGCCUGAAGAUAUGGCAAGCAAUGUGGGAGUUCAGACAUCCCGACGCGCCUUGUUUCACUACACACGUGAAACCCAAACCCAAACCUCUUGGUGGCAAGUAUUCCAAGAGGCAUCAGCCAGGCGACGUGUUUAUGGGGCGCAAGCUAUCAAAAGAGGAAGGCAAUAAUGUGAAUGGAGCUAACAGUCCUCCAAGCCAGAAUAUAUCUAUGACGCAAUCUGAAAUGACAUCUAAGCAAGCUAGCACUGAAGAAGAACCUUGGUUAUCUUCACCUAAAGACACUAUAUUCCCUGAAACGAUUCCUGAAGAGAGCUCCAGCACUGAAGAGGAACAUGUGUUUAUUUACCGCCUACCUUCUGAACAAAAUUUCGGUGGAGCCAUAAAAGAAUAUGCUGUGUAUACAGCCAACCCUGAGAUAUUUCAACCACGGAAAACUGACGCAUCCAAUCAACCCUUGCCGGGUAUCAAGCCCUUACCACAGAUUACCAAGAUGAGUUCGUCAGAUAAGGAAUCACUAUCAGACAGUGGCGGCGGCGGACCGGGACCUAAAGGUACACCUACAGCUGAAAAACUGCCUUUUGCAAAACAGGGGCAUGUAUCAGCAGCUACAUUUUUAGACGUCGCUACACUGCGGUGUUUAUUUACGUCACAAUGGCAAGAAGAAGGCGUUUACUGGGCUUUACACUAUUUAUAUAAUAGACUGCGUGAUAUAUGUGACGACAUGUCAAAACAAACUCAACCAAGAAAAAGAAGUAAUUCCUUACCAAUACCUAAAAUUGAAGUAUCUCUUUACCAAAGCCAAGAUAUGAAGGAAAGAGAAUCACUAAAAAACUUCAUAGAAAUUCCAGAAGUAAAGGACAUGUCGCCCAUAACUGAAAUGCCCUUCCCAUCACCUCCAAAGAUAGAAGAAGAGAACCUCAUGACAAGAAGGUCCAGCGAAAAGAUAAAACGGAAAAUGAAGAUGGCGGAUUUAAAAGCUUUUGUUGAAACAAAACUUCUAUCAAAAUCGGAAAAAGCGCUUGAGAAAAUUGGACACGACGACAAGUUUUCGUUUCAUACUGCAGAAUACCACCGGAGUUUAGACAAUACAGAUGACAGACCUAAUUCUGCACUAGCCAGCAACUUCCCUCCUUUAGCACCAAGGCUCACUGGUGAUCUAUUCCAUUGCAACCUCAUCAAAGGCAAAAGUAUGCCCAGCCUAAGAUACAUCGGAGAAGUAAAAACAGAGAGAGCUCAAGGCGCAUCUAGUACAAUGCCUGUCAAUUUCGUCAAGAAAAAGAAUCCUAUUAUAACUGUCACAGAACAUACACCUGCACCAUCACCAGAUUAUCUUUCAAAGACGAGACAGGGUUCGCUUGAAUCACAGAUAGACUCAGUCAGUAUGCAAGGUUCUCAACAUAUUCCAACUCCAGAACGAAAACCUAGUCUCACGAGAUCACAGACCGACUCAAACAUCACAUAUGUGGUAGAAGAAAUACAGGAGGCACCCGGCUCGAUACAUUACAUAACAAAAGACGGUGAUAUCGAUUUUCAAGUUAUUCUAAAGGCUGUGCACUCUGUAUCAACAAUGGAUAGUUUCUACAUUACUCUUCGUGUUAUGGAAGUAAUGUUGAACUUAGUAGACACACUCAUGGAAAUUGGUGUACACAAAAAUUGGCAAAAUAAAAACAUUGAUGAGACUCAACCAGGCGGUGUAGACCCUACAGCCGAAUUCAAUAAAGAUAAGGAUAGCAAGGAAAGGGAUUCCGGCAUACCUUGCGCUCAGAGCCAAGAUUCAACAAACAUAGACGGAGAAGCCAAGGACAAAUCAAAGGAAGAAGAAAACCUAGAUUGUCCAUAUUAUAUGAUUAUGCAAAUUAUAUUGAGAUUAUUGCGUCAAUUAGGCUGUUCGCACGGCUGCACCUCAGCGCUUCGCGGUCCUCAGGCAGAAUGUCUACGAGUUCAGGCUCGAAACUCCUUGCGCCAAUUACGUUCUGCCUCCAUACCUAAAUUCACUAUGCGAUUAAAGGAAAUGACCAAGUAUUCGCCCAUAAGAGAGGUUCUUGACAAUUUGCACGCAGCUGUUGGUUUCUGUGCAGAGCCGUCUACUUUGGUCUCUCCUAUGAAUCAGCAGAAACGGGGCUGCACAAAAUCUCCUGAUAUCAGCAAUUUACAAACGGGAUAUGCCACUAAUUUCGGCGCCGGUCAGGGUCCGAACGCCAACAGGGCAAUAGAGACCUUUAUUGUCGAGACAACUUUCCGUGUACUUGUUACUCGGUUCGCAUUGAUGCACAAGGAACUGAAGAUGCUUGACAAUUCGGCAUUAUAUACAGAGGUUCGUCUGUUAUUGAGUUACGUAAGAGAAGCUCAUGGUGGAGAAUUCCGCAUCGUUGCUUUUAGCGCUUUGUUGGAUACGGCUGAGAGACCAGACAGUCAACAGAAAGAUUCAAAUAUGCAGACUACCAGAGUGAUCAGGCACAUCCCCCGUGCGAGUGAAGAAGAACGCGGAUCAGACACGGGAGCUGAUUCAGGCUGCGCGCCUGAUGAACGCUCCCACAAAAAGUUUAAUUUCAAGAAACGAAGCACGUCUUCCACCGGCCCACAUAGUCUCCUGGAAACCGAAGGCGGCGAAGAGUCAGCGAGCCAGUCGCCGCUGUCGGUCCGCACGCGGCGCUACCAGCUCACGCCGCGCCAGUCGGAGCGCACCAUCCCGUCCGGCUCCUCCACCGACAUCACGCCGCACCACAAGAUACACUCUAAGUCUAUACACUCCAAGUUUCACAUCAGUGGCAUCGUUAACUGGUUCCGCCAAAAACCACAACAAUCUCAAUCUUUGAUACGCAAUGGCGGUGGUUCUGGCGAGUCUUUGCCGAUCUCCGGCAGCAUGGUCUCUUUGGCUAGACCGCCGCAUAUGCCACCGCCGCACACGAGCCGCCCCGUGCACGUCAAACGAAGAGUUGGAUAUACGCUCAAUAGGGCACGCAAGCAAGUGGAAGACAGGUUGAAUAGAUUUGGACUUCGAAAAAUGAGGAAGAAGAGGGAUGGUAGUAUUGAAGAUACGAGCGGUGGAUACAUGUCGCGCCGAGGUUCUGCCGAAGGCGGUUCAGGAGGUGGUGAAUCUGAAGUGGUGAUAUUGAAACGUCGUCGUUUGGUAGCCGCUGCACCGUUAUACGCGGGACUUGCGAGGUUCAAUUUUCUGUUAGACGCGACACAACCCGGAGGAACGCCUGACGCUCUUUUCAUGGCUGCAUUGUUAGAUUUGCCCCAUACAGUAGUCGUUGGAAGAGCAGCGAUUCUCUUAGAAUGUGCGCACUUAGUACAUAACUGCAACAAAGGUCAGUGGCCUUACUGGCUAAAAUCAAAUACGUCCAAAAAUGCUGUGUCUUUGAGUCCACAAGCAAGGAGACAACGUCUUGCGGGAAAAUUGUUUUAUCAGUGGGCUGAAGCUAUAGGAAAUAGAUUAGAAGAAAUGUUGAUAGAAGACAAAAAGCACAUCGAUACCGUUAUCAAUUUGGUUAAUGAGCCUGACGGUCAACGAGAACUGUUACAACAGGAUGAAGAGGAAGAUUUCCUUGAUGAAGCGAGUAUUCGCGUCCCUGGAAAGCCCAUCGGAGCUGAAUGCCCUCGCGCCUUACGAAUCAUCGCGUGCGUACUAUUAUUUGAAAUCACAGCGUUCCUUCGCGAAGGAUAUCAGAACUUACCAAAAAUUGGCCGAGCGUCACUAAAAGAAAGAGGACCUUGGGACAAAGUUUACAGGGAAGCAAACCGUCGUUGGAGCAUGGCUCUAUCGAGCAUGGGUCAUUCACAAGCGUCAGCGCAAAGUUUGCAGUCAAUAGCCGGAGUAGAAACAGAGAGAAAGAUAUCGUUUGUUUUACAUGAACCAGAGAAUGUGUCUGGCGGAAGUAAUGUAACUUUAGCGGACGCGAUACCUCCGGCAAUAGACGAUAAGAAGGGUCGACUGGGAUCAAGAGGUAAAGCAGGCAUGCAUCGCCGGAACACGCAACAAACACACUCCGCGUACGGCUCCUUCAAACGACGCUCUAUCAAACUGAGACAAAAGGACAAUAGAGAAGUAGAAGAAUCUAUUAAGAUCAACUUCUGCUUCAUAGGUGGCACAGUUAUAAUGUCAAACGAAGUUGAUAGCGGCGGUGAAGAGAGCCCGGGUGUACUGUCUGAUGACCACGAUCAUCCUCCCGACAGCCCUGACAGUAAUUCAACAGACCCACCCGACACGAAUAAGGGAUUCCCCUGGCUUAAGAUUUAUGGAGAGAAAUUUGGUCCGGAAAUAAACACUGCGAGUUCAGAAGAGGGAAAUGGAAGUGCUCGCAGAGGACGGCGCACGCGCAAAUCCUCAGAGCAUUCUGCAGAUAGAAUCGAGCGCUCAGUAAUAGAGAGCGCUGGGCUAGCGUACCGGGCGGCGGUCGGCGAGCAAACCGCGGCAAUGUCGGAUCCUGCCGCCGGUUCUCGCCCUGCGGCAAUGCCCUAUCCGCCUCCCGACACACCUGCUAUACUCAAAUAUCUAAAGGGACAGGUACGCGACGCCUACCACACUCCUCUAGCGACGCUCAUCAAAGGUGCAACUACAAUGAGCGAGGAAAUGUUCGCGGAGUGUGCGCCUGUCGCUUGGCAGCUUCUCUUGGAAUCUGAUCGUGAGCUUAGUUCGUGUGCGGCCGCGCUGUUCAUACUGGUAGCGGUAAAAGCGCCGCAUACUGCCACAGAAAUAAUGCAUAAUGAUCUGAAACAUGCUGAACCGACAACAAGAAUAAACGCCAUAUUGCGGUUCCAAGUAAUGUGGAAACUCCGCUACCAAGUAUGGCCUCGUAUGGAAGAAGGCGCCUCGGUAACCUUCAAAGUGCCACCACCAGGCAUAGAAUUCACACUACCAUCACCGAAGAUCGGCAUCGAGUCACUCGCGGUCGUUGACCCGCCGUGGAGCCCACAGGUUAAAGACAAAGAUAUGGAGAUGACUUUGAAUCAGGAGAGACAUCGUUCCCUUGUAACCGCCACCAAGACGCGCAAGAAGCAACAAACAGAGGCAAUAAAGCGGGCGUUACAACAGCGCAAUGACAAAAAGAGAGCUGAGCGAGAGAGUUUCCUAAUCACUACAAUACCAAUUACAAGACAGGCCGCAAGGGAACCUGCUUUGGAUCACGCCGCUGAUGAUCAUGUUGAACCUCCUGCAGACGAAGAGUUAGUGGAAGGUGUGCGGGGAUCUCAUCAUACUCAAGUGGCAUCGGCUCUAUUCCCUUCAACAUUAUGUUCUGCAGUCGCAGAAAUUAUAUCUCUGUUGGACGAUGCAGCCGUCUCCAGAGAUGGCUGUUCAGUUUAUGAAGUAGCUUAUCAGGUUAUAUGGUGUUGCCUCGUAGAAGACUCUGCUCUAUUUUUACGUCACGUACUCGAACGUUUGACCAGAGAUCAUCAAGACGAAAUGUUCAAGCUUCUGCGUCACUUGAUUCGUUUCAUCCCAAGAUUACCCCAACAAGCAGCGUUUGCUCUUUACAACUACAUUAUAGGAUAUGUCAUGUUCUAUGUUAGAAGUCCACACGAAGAAGGUCAAAGGCUUGUUGGAGCUGCAUUGUCAAUAUUGUGGAUGGUAGUACAUAGUGUGCACGGUAUAAUGUUUAAGGAUCUAAAGCAGAUUUUACGAAAAGAGCAGUGUGAUGCGUCUAUAUUGUUGACGGCAAACGUGCCUGCUGCGAAGAAGAUAAUUGUGCAUGGUCCAUCCGAUAACGAAGGAAGCAUACCGUCGCAAUUCCCGGUCCAAGAAGACACAGUAUUUAGCCAAAUAUUGAAAGAAUCAUUAGACUUCUUCGGCAUUCCAGAAAGGCUUCACCGCGAACAUUUUCUAGUGGAUUUUAAAACACGUCAAAUACAUAAUCCUCAAAGUUACGUCCGGGAUCAUUAUUUCUUCAAACGUUCUCAGUACCCACAGUUGGGGUUAGUACACAUGGAACCUGAUGAAGCGUUCCUUAAACUACAGGAGCAAGAGUUGUUGCAAAAGUUUGUAGAAAUUGGCAAAGUAUUACUAACUUGGGCCAUACUUAAGAAUGUUGACAUGGUUGUCCAACGUGUGGUAUUUCUACACGACGAGCUAAUGAAGCUCCCAUCGUUCCCUCGCAAAGCGCUGGAAGCUGAUCUUGUACUUUACAGCCGCGGCCCUCUCGGCUCUACCCUAUUAGGAUUGGAUGUACUACAUAAAUUUAUGUGGGUGCGUCUAAUAGCUCGCAUGUUCGAGGCCAUGGCCGGUAAUUUCACAUCGUCCCGAGACAUUCAUUUAUUUCUGAAUGUACUCAACGGUGCCCUCAUGUUGCACAGCGAGGACUCCCUGAUACUGAGAUAUGUCAUCGCCACAUACGUCAAUGCGGCAUUCAACUUCAAAAGUAUUUUCUCUACCAAUGGGUACCUACUGAUCAUGCCGACAUUACUACAGAUAUAUUCAAACUUCCAAACAAAUAAAUUAGUAACCACCACCAUAGAGUAUGCUGUAAAACAGUUUUACUUACUCAAUCGCAAACCGUUUAUACUGCAAAUGUUUGGAUCGGUUUCGGCUAUUUUAGAUACUGAUGAAGAAUCUACAUACGGAGAUGCAAGCAAGGUGCAAUCUAGCUGCUUAUUCAAUCUCCUGCUAAGCUUGGAGACUCCGUCGCCCGAUCCACUUCACAUUGCUGAACUAAUCAAAGAAGAAAAACCCUUAAAGCCUAUAGAUUUUUGUUACCGCGAUGAAGAUGAGAUGGUCAAUGUACUUGAUUGUAUUAGUCUGUGUGUAAUGGUCGUGUCAUAUUCUGCUGAGAGUAUGCGGGGAUAUCAGAUGCUGAUAAUUCUGGAAGCGAUUCUGCCUUGUUACGUGAAGCAAAUCCAACUGCCGACAUACAAUAGAGAGGGGAAGACUGAAAAGGAAAUAAUUCAGCAACUGGCCAUCGCCAUCAAGACUCUUGUCAACAACUGUGAAGGACUUUCUAAAUCAUACAACGGGCCGUACAGAACUUCUCCGGAACACAAAGGUUCGUCACAACGAACUGGACCUCGUACCGCUGCAGCUACAAUAAUAGCAUUUGAAGAAUCACACUCCAAAUAUGACAACUCGAAGAUGCCAGGAAUACCAGAAUAUGCAGGGGCUGAGGAUUCAGAAUUAGUACGUGCUGAAUACCGAAGACCACGUGAUGUAUUACUGUCACUGGUUGGCGACUUCAUUGGUCGAGCCACUUCCCGUCUCUUGGAACUGAAUGGAUCGAAAGGCAGUGGAGGUUCGGAAGGGAAACCUGUUGAACUACUUGAUUCUAAAUCCCAUGCGCGCCUCGCAGACAUAGCUCACUCUUUACUGAAGGUGUCUCCAUAUGAUCCUGAGUCUAUGGGGUGUAGAGGUCUGCAACGGUAUAUGACCCAAGUGCUGCCCGCAGCUGAUUGGGCUGACGACGCGUUAAGGCCAGCUCUUAUUAUGAUUUUGAGGAGGCUUGAUAAAGUAUUUUUAAAGAUAGCGAAGAAACCUAGUAUUAGGAGAAAUACUGAUUGGGAUUCCGCAGCAGUACUUCUCAAGGGAGUGUAUGAAACUAUGAUACGAUAUCCCUACAUAAUGCACUGGCAACAAGUCAAGACUCUUCUCAAUACAGUUCAAGCCCUAAUAGUGUCAGAUAACAAUUGCGGAGAGAAUUUAUCUUCGGCAACUGCAGCGUUAAUGUCGCAACCACCGCCUCCACACUUCUGUAGCACCGUUGUAAGACUCAUAGCGUUGCAAGUUAUUAACACAGGGGACAGUUAUUCGUUGGAACAAAUGUGUGGAGGCAGUGCUAUUUUCCAGUCUGCCGAGAAGACGGAAAACAUGUUAAUGAAUUUGUUUAUGCCACUUUGCUUACGCGUUGGGAGUGGUAGAAAAGAUGUUCCUCCACUCCGCCAAUCGGACGUGAGCUACUUAGUAUCGGUAGUUCUCAAUGCGUUAUGUCCCCCGGCCCCUGCGAACCAGCUCGCUCAAGUCAACGCAAAGCUCAACGCAUCCGACGCCCGAGCCAACUCGCUCACUUUCACUGGCAGCAGAGACACCAGAAACACUACGAGACUCUCGAAUCAACUAUAUAGGAUCGCGUUCUUAGCUCUGAAGGUGAUGUGCGCAUGCUUCACGAGCGAGCUGUGCACGGAGUGGGGCCGCAUAGCGCGCACCAUGCGCGACCUGGGGCGCCGCAACGAGGCCGCGCACCACCUCUGGGACUUCCUCGAGCACGUCGUCACCUACCGCACGCCUCUUUACAUUCUCUUGCAACCUUUCAUUGUGCAUAAGCUGUCACAACCACCGAUUGGUGACAACGAGCGUCACAUGCAGUUUAUAGUUCGUGAAAGAGUCCGAGGCCUCAAAUUACCAGCGGCCAGAGCGAGAGGGGCUUUACUCGCUGAAUUGGCGCGGGAGUUGCGGAACAUGCGAGAUACACACGAUCAGUACAAAUUUGAACAAAUAGCAGAAAAUCUCGGUCAGAGUGGUGCUAAGCGCGCAUCGGAAGUAUUCCCGCGUUCAACAACAGUUGCUGAUAAACAUCAGCAACACCGGCCAUCCUUGAUAUCCAUGUUGGUGGGUCGUGGCGGAGCUGGAGGCCUCCCACGCACACCCGAUCACCCUUCCGCACCGUUAUCAGCUCAAAGAGAAUCAGUAUCCAGCAGCUCCACGACUAGUCAACAUAUGCCGGCAUUCGAAGUGGUCACGAACAGUGGACGUUUUAGCGACAACAGCAACAACAACCUUAGUAGCGGCAACUCUAAUAUAGGGUCUAUGAAUUUUGGCAGUGGCGAUACCAAGCCAACAGCUAGUACUCCAUCGUACACUAGUACGCAAACUAAACUACGUUUUGUACCGUCUGUUGAGCUGAAGUUUACAACUGGAGAAACGUCCACGAGUCCUCUAUCCCCAAUGUCCCCGGGCGAGGCGCCGUGCAGGGAGAGCGUGAUGGGAGGUCGCGGGCGCGACUUGGACGGGCCCGACUCUCCUGAUGCGUCCGCUGGAGAACGCCCCAGAUUGCAGCGAGCGCACGGACCCUCUAAGAAAACAUUCAAAUUUCGCCGAAGCAGGCAUACUAAGCCAGAGGCGUCUCACGUACGACUGGAAUCAGACGAUGGCUCUUCACCAGGCCCAGAAACCACCCCUCUACGGCGCGCCUGGUCACAGCCACCCUUCCUUCAACCUACGUACAUCAAUACGGACACGUCCUACGACAGCGAGAUUUCCCAAACCUCCUCAACAUCGGGAUACAGGCUAGCAUUACCCUCACACAAUCAGGAGAGCUACAGCCUGCAGGCGUCGAUGACGGAGUCGCCGGGCGGCAGCGCACGCGCCGCGCUGGCGUCGCCCGAGGGCGCGGACGGGGCGGGGGCGGGGGGCGCGGGCGGCGGCGAGCGCACGCGCAGCGCCACGCCGCACGCCAGCCCCGACGCUUCUCUAAGUUACGAAUCCGGAACAUCGUCAGCUGAACGCACUGCACUUCUGGGCGCUGCGAGCCAGCGGUCACUGUUACUGAGCAGUGAAUUACGAGAUGAAGAUACUCUUCUAUAA
This is a messenger RNA of Arctia plantaginis, 10038 nucleotides long. The record is from the annotation of a GenBank genome assembly. NCBI's taxonomy places the organism in Eukaryota, Metazoa, Arthropoda, Insecta, Lepidoptera, Erebidae.